This is a messenger RNA of Ceraceosorus bombacis, 2336 nucleotides long. NCBI's taxonomy places the organism in Eukaryota, Fungi, Basidiomycota, Exobasidiomycetes, Ceraceosorales, Ceraceosoraceae. The record is from the annotation of a GenBank genome assembly.
AUGACGCCUACACCAGCACCAGUCGCCGCCGACUCGCACGGGCCGGACAGCGAAGCGCCAUCCAUUCCCACCCACCGCUUCGCCAAGCUCAAUCCUUUCAAGCCAUCGGACGAUGAAGGAGGCGACGACUUGGGUCAAGAGGCCGAUCUGGACCAUCUAGCCGGUGGAGGUCGCGUGAUCGGCAGCGCAGCAGACAUCGAUGAGCGCAAAAAGCUUCGCGUCAGUCAUGCCCUUCGCUCCUUUUUAGCUCAUCGCGCAAAGGAGAUUGCAGAGUCGGACAUUGGAGGAGACGAAGAGGAGACGAGGCACUCGGUCGCUGUGCAAAGUAUCCUCGCUCGAUCGCAGGUGCACCAACCGGCUUACGUCGUCGAUCGUACGCACCCGCUCACCGAGUACUUUAUCAGCAGCUCUCACAACACCUACCUCGUCUCCAAGCAGCUGUACGGCAAAUCCGAUGCCAAUGCUUACAAGGCGCAUCUGCAAGCUGGUGCUCGCUGCGUAGAGAUCGAUGCGUGGGAUAAUGAUCAGAGUCCAGACGAGCCCAAAGUGACGCACGGCUAUACGCUCACCGCGCACGUCCCCUUUAGAUCCGUGUGCAAAGCUAUAGCGGAGCAGGUGGAAGCGGAGAUUGCCGAGGCAAAGAAUCGCAACGAGCCGCUGCCCAAUCCGGUGUUCAUCAGUCUGGAGAAUCAUGCGGGGCCGGCGGGACAAGAACGCAUCUCUGCCAUUCUCAAAGAAGAGCUGCGCGACAAGCUGGUCACCGAGCCAGUCUCGCGCGGGCCAGACGGGCAGAGCGAUGCCACGCUAGGCGAUUUGGGUGGCAAGGUGCUGGUGAUGGUGGAGUGGUACGGUCAUACGGAUGCGGGAGAUGUGGCUGCCAUUACGGACGCCAAGGAAGAGGAGAGCAGCAGCAGCAGCGAUGAGGAGGAACGGGCGUACAAUGAGCGCAAGGCGAAAGCUCAGCAGUCCAAGAUCGUGCCAGAGCUCGCUGCAUUGGGCGUGUAUGCGCAGAGGUGAGCGCAAGGCUGAUGGAUGAGUGCGGAUCGGAUGUGAUGCUCCUGACACUCGCCAUCUCUCCCUCUCCCCCCACGCAGCAUGAAGCCGACCAGCAAUGCCUGGGUGCAGGGCACAUCCGACCCUUCCAGCACGCCGCACAAUGCACUGGUCAAUGUGGAAGAGCGAGCAGUGAAGAAGCUCAUCUCCGAAGGCGCAAGCCAUGGUCUUGUAUCGCACAACGCUAGCAACCUGAUGCGCAUCUAUCCCAAAGGACUCAGGAUCAGUGAGCAGGUAGUAGCGAAAGCUGGCUGAACAUGGUUCGCUUGCAAGACUGACUUGCCACGCUCCUCGCUUCGGGCCCAGAUUCCUCGAACCUCAAUCCUGUUCCCUUUUGGGGUGUCGGAGCGCAAGUGUGCGCUCUGAACAUGCAGACCUUUGACUACGCAGCUGGACUCAACGAAGCCAUGUUUGCGAACACUGACGGCUGGGUGAGCAUCGCAUCGCACCGCACCGCAUCGCAUCGCAUCGGUACGGGACAGUAUAAUUCGCAACGGGUGCUGACCGUGUGCCGUUCCUGUUUUCCUUCUACAGGUACUCAAACCGCCGCAUCUCCGCAGACAACCCGGGCCAAAGCCUAGCGGCAAAGUACAGCUGCGUCUAGAGAUUGCCGGAGCGACCGAUCUACCCGUUCCCGAUGAUCGCGAAAAGGACAUCAAGGUGCGUAUAGAUGUACAGAAGCGCUCUCUCUCUCUCUCUCUCUCGCGCUGGCUCUCUGAACCCCACUGACUUUUCCCGCUUUCCCUUCCCUUCUCCUGUCCUUUGCCCCAUCUAGCCAUACGUCACGUGCAGUCUAUACCAUCCUCAAGCCACCGGCUCGCCAGCAAAGCGCAAGACGAGCCACUAUCGACCUCACAAGCACAGGCAGCUCUUUGGCAAGGAGCAGCCACCUGCCACCAGUCCCAUUUGGGAUCCUCCCGAGCAGCUCGAAUGGCAAUUCGACAAUGACGACUUGGCCUUUUUGCGUAUCCUCAUCAAGAGCGACGGUGAGUGCAAGAAGCAAGCGAGGCCUUUGUCAUGCAUGCGGAUGUGUCGGGUAAAGAGAAAGAGAGAGAGAGAGAAAUCAAGCGUCACGCUCGCGCUGAUUACGCGCAAAAACCUACCUCUUCCAACCCCCUCACCUCACCGUAGACGCCUUUGCUCGCAACCCGGCCUUCUUGACCACCUCGAUCAGACUGACUUCUGCGCCAAACGGCCAGUGGACCUUUUUCCGUUUGCUCAAUCUGCGAGGUGUGCCCACAGCAGCCACGCUCCUAGCGCGCUUCACCCUCCGACAAGUCUGA